AUGAAUGCUGUUGUAUGUUCUAUAUACAUUUUUAUCUUAAACUUGUAUCUCUUACACCUACAACUAAUUGUUGCCGCUGAUAAUUAUUAUGCUAGUUAUGUUCCCUCAGAGAACAUAGUUCUCAACUGUGGGUCUUACACAUCUGAACUUGUACAAUAUGAUGGCAGGAACUGGAAUGGUGACAUUGCUUCACCAUAUUUACCCUCUAAAUUCAAGUCCCUUACAGCAAGAGCCCCUACCACUCUUCAAUCUAUUCCUGAAGUUCCCUAUAUGACUGUUAGGAUCUUUCAGUCUCAAUUCACUUACAGAUUCAAUGUAACCCCAGGUCCAAAAUUCAUUCGGCUUCACUUCUACCCUGCUUCGUACUUGGAUCUCAAUAUCUCCAAAGCUUUCUUAUCACUCAGUGCUGGUAACUUCACUCUUCUACAUAACUUCAGUGUUUCACUCAAUGCUGAUUACUUCAACUUAGCAUAUUUCAUGAAAGAAUUCAUUGUCCAUGUAAGUGGAAGUACUUUAGAACUUACUUUCACCCCAUCAUCCAAUGCUUCUGAUGCAUAUGCAUUUGUGAAUGGGAUUGAAGUUGUUUCAAUGCCCCUUCAUUUAUACACUCGUGGUGAUGAUGCUCCUCUUCCUUUAGUUGGUCACUAUCCUACACUGUUGUACCUUUAUAAUGAUUCUGCCUUAGAAAACAUGUAUAGAAUUAAUGUAGGAGGUGAGCAAAUUCCACCCAAAUAUGAUACGGGAAUGUUUCGAACUUGGGACAACGAUGAUGGUUACAUUUUCGGGGCCAACAUAGGAAUUCAACCCACUAAUAUGAGCAUGCCAGUUUUGUAUGCAGAUAAUAUUCCAGCAUAUACUGCCCCAGCUGAUAUCUACCGCACAUCCCGUUCAAUGGCUCCCUUUGAUGAUGGCCUUGUCAAUUUAAACUUCAACGAAACGUGGUCUUUUUCUGUUGAUUCUGGCUUCAAUUACCUAGUUAGGCUGCACUUCUGUGAAAUUGACCACGAUAUAACUAAAGUCAAUGAGGUAGUUUUUGUUGUGUUUUUAAAUAAUCAAACAGCUGAUGAAGGUUUUGAUCCAAUUGCCUUGAGUGGGGGACCUGGAGUUGCUGUUUACCAAGAUUAUGUGGUGACGAUUCCCGAAGAUAGUGAGGGGAAGCAGGAUCUGUGGCUAGAUCUACAUCCAAACAAGAAAUUCAAACCUAUGUACUAUAAUGCUUUCUUGAAUGGUGUGGAGAUUUUUAAAUUGAGCAGUGUUGAUGAGAAGAAUCUUGCAGGGCUUAACCCUUCUAAAAGGAAGUCUGGAUCAGAUGUAAAGGCUUCUAAUGUUUCGCCUUUUAAAAGCUCAAAGAAAUUCACAUUCAUUCUCAUUGGAUGUGGGCUUGCUGCAGUGGUUCUACCAAUUCUCCUCUGCUUAGUUCUAUGCAGGUUGAAGGUGAUUAGGCCUAGAAGGAUCAAGUCAUGUUGUGAUCUCUUUGUGCUUACUCCUAAUCAAAUUGAAAAGAAAAGCAAGUCAUCGUUUUGCUGUCAUUUUUCAGUUGAAGAGAUAAAAAUGGCAACAAAUGACUUCGAUGAGGCUCUACUUAUAGGCACUGGUGGAUUUGGCAGUGUUUACAAGGGUAGUUUUGAUGGUGGGGCAACUUCUGUGGCUAUAAAACGUGCCAAUCCAAUGUCAGAACAAGGUAUUAUAGAAUUUGAGACAGAGAUCCAUUUGCUCUCGCAGCUGCGGCAUAACAACCUGGUCUCCCUUUUGGGUUACUGCAAUGAAGAUGGGGAGAUGAUAUUGGUCUAUGACUUCAUGGCCAAAGGAAGUCUUUAUGAUCAUCUUCAUUUGAGGCAGAGAGAUCAACCCCCUUUGUCAUGGAUUCAACGUCUUGAGAUAUGCAUUGGAGUUGCAAGAGGUUUGCACUAUCUACACACUGGCACAAAGCACAGGAUCAUUCACCGUGACAUCAAGACAGCCAACAUCCUCUUAGACCACAAUUGGGUUCCCAAAAUUUCAGAUUUUGGGUUGUCUAAGGCAAGCUACCCUUCCUUAAGCACCACCAACAUCAAGGGCAGCAUUGGUUACCUAGAUCCAGAGUACUAUCAAUGCCACAAGUUGACUGAGAAAUCUGAUAUAUACUCAUUUGGGGUGGUGUUAUUGGAGGUGCUAAGUGCAAGGCCUGCUCUUAGUCCCGAUGAAGAUGAUGAGCAUGUAAACUUGGCUGAAUGGGCAGUGUUUUGCUUUGAGAAUGGCAAUGUAGAGCAAAUAGUGGACCCCAGCUUAGAAGGAAACAUAGUUAAGGAUUGCUUUGAGUUAUAUUUAGGUGUUGCAAUGAAAUGUUUGGCUGAAAGAGGGGUGGAGAGGCCAUCCACUGGUGAUGUGCUGCAGAACCUUCUUGUGGCAAUGCAACUUCAGAAAAAUGCUGGUAGUGCCCGAAAUGGAAAUGUACAUGGGAAUGAUAAUAAUGGUUUGCAGGGCUGUUCAGAUUUGACACCUGGGGUAGAGUUCUCUGAUAUCAUGAUGCCUGUUGGUCGGUGA
Messenger RNA from Gastrolobium bilobum, 2523 nucleotides. RefSeq names its product receptor-like protein kinase FERONIA. Lineage: Eukaryota; Viridiplantae; Streptophyta; Magnoliopsida; Fabales; Fabaceae. Gene Ontology annotation, biological process: protein phosphorylation. The record is from RefSeq and is a predicted model, not a curated record. Gene Ontology annotation, molecular function: ATP binding; protein kinase activity. The coding region runs from base 1 to 2523 and encodes 840 amino acids. The transcript has a single exon.